AAUUAAUGUGAUGAAUAUACCGAAGCGUUUCAUCUUCUCAGCUUUUCUUACUGUUUCUAUCGUCUAUUUGGUUCGAUCCUCUCAAGCAUUCCUAUUGACUCUUUUCGAAACAGCGAUUCUACUUCUUUUUCUCUGGUAUUUGAAAUCCCACUUUGCUUUGCUAUGUUCAACGUUUCGUCGUUGUCACCGUGCACUUUGCAAUCACGUUUUCCAAGUUGCACUCGUCCAAUAUAUUGAAGAAAAGAAUGACAGACAAUUAGACGACUUGACAGCGACUGGACGCGAUUGUUUUCUUGCCAACCGUCUCAUCACUCAGACACACACGCAUGAGUCAGCUAGAGGAGAUGUCAUCGUCAACAUCGCAGAUGCGACUGUCGUGCAAAAUCAGCAAAGACAUGUACACAGUCACUACAACAUUCGAGAUGUUGAGAAUGUUUUGAUUGGUCCUCAUCCUCAACUGCACCAUUUCUGCUUUGAAAGCAUGCAAGAUCAGAACGAAUUUCAAGAAUAA
Corticium candelabrum is the source of this 511-nucleotide messenger RNA. RefSeq lists its product as uncharacterized. The transcript is spliced from 3 exons. NCBI's taxonomy places the organism in Eukaryota, Metazoa, Porifera, Homoscleromorpha, Homosclerophorida, Plakinidae. The coding region runs from base 11 to 511 and encodes 166 amino acids. The record is from RefSeq and is a predicted model, not a curated record.